Molecule: messenger RNA, 1582 nt
Organism: Camelus dromedarius (Arabian camel)
Lineage: Eukaryota; Metazoa; Chordata; Mammalia; Artiodactyla; Camelidae
Gene: OSTF1
Product: osteoclast stimulating factor 1
Exons: 10
Coding region: 424-1071 (215 amino acids)
Biological process (GO): signal transduction
Molecular function (GO): protein binding
Source: RefSeq, a predicted model, not a curated record
CCGGCCCUUUCUCGUCAGGGGCGCCCGCGGCGGGGCCGGCCCCGGCGCGAGCCUGUGGCGCCCUCGUUCGGCUCCGGCUGGUUCUGCCGCCGCGCGCGCCGCCGUGCGCUCCGCCCGCGCUCCUGCCGCGGCGAGGCUGGCAGCCGGGGAGCCAAUUAGGCUCGGCGAGGCGGCGGCCACUUCCUCGUCGGCCGGGCCGCGCGCUCGGGGCGGCUCUGUCGGCCGCGGGACGGGGCGGGGCUCUGCGCGGAGCGGCUCUGCCUGCCUCAGCUUGUCUCGCUGCCAAGGGUGGACGCAGGUCCUUGAAGGCGCACCACUGCAAAGCAGACAAAAAGAAACUUUGGGGCGUCCGGAGUGCCGGCUGGAGGGGCGUUCGGUUGGCUUUUCGUGCGUGGUCUUUAGGAUCAGCCGUUCCAGGAAGAGAUGUCGAAGCCGCCGCCACCCAAACCGGUCAAACCAGGGCAAGUUAAAGUGUUCAGAGCUCUUUAUACGUUUGAACCCAGAACUCCAGAUGAAUUGUACUUUGAAGAAGGUGAUAUUAUCUACAUUACUGACAUGAGUGAUACCAAUUGGUGGAAAGGCACCUCCAAAGGCAGGACUGGACUAAUCCCGAGCAACUACGUGGCUGAGCAGGCAGAAUCCAUUGACAAUCCAUUGCAUGAAGCUGCAAAAAGAGGCAACUUGAGCUGGUUGAGAGAGUGUUUGGACAACCGAGUCGGUGUUAAUGGCUUAGACAAAGCUGGAAGCACUGCCUUAUACUGGGCUUGUCACGGAGGUCACAAAGAUAUAGUGGAAAUGCUGUUUACUCAGCCAAAUAUUGAACUGAACCAACAGAACAAGUUGGGAGACACAGCUUUGCAUGCUGCUGCCUGGAAGGGUUAUGCAGAUAUUGUCCAGUUGCUUCUGGCAAAAGGUGCUAGAACAGACUUAAGAAACAACGAGAAGAAACUGGCCCUGGACAUGGCUACGAAUGCUGCCUGUGCAUCUCUCCUGAAAAAGAAACAGGGAACAGAUGCAGUUCGAACGUUAAGCAAUGCCGAGGACUAUCUUGAUGAUGAAGACUCAGAUUAAUUCCCCUCUGGAGCUUUGAGAUCUAAAACUUCUGUUGCUUUUGCCAUUUCGAAACCUUGUCUUUGCCAGAAGAGUGUUGGUAACUGUUUUAAAAAAAAGUCUAUAUGAACACGGCAGUAUUGCACGGUGUUUGAGCAGUGUGUAAAUGAAUAGUUCUCACCUUCAGUUUGCCAAUAAGUGACUGGAUAUUCUGCUGUAUAAAGUACAUUUCUGUUCACCAGAGUAGAACAAGAAGAUAUUAUUUCUAUUUAUCAAGCUUAAAGGAAUUUUAAGAAUUUUUUUCUUUAAAAAUAUCAGGAUUUCUUUUAUAGUUAAAGUUCUUUACCUCAAGGAUUGAGAUAUUUUGGGUGGACUUUUCAAGCGGGGAAUGCUUAUUAUAAUAAUAAACCAAAAGACUUCACAGAAAAUCGUCAGCUCUGCUGACAAAAAUAAAAUUUUAAGAGGCUAUUUCUUUUGUCUGUUUUUUGGUAUCACUCUUUGCUGGUGAAUAAAUAAAGCUUUUUUAUAUUUA